Molecule: messenger RNA, 1059 nt
Organism: Gryllus bimaculatus (two-spotted cricket)
Lineage: Eukaryota; Metazoa; Arthropoda; Insecta; Orthoptera; Gryllidae
Source: the annotation of a GenBank genome assembly
AAAAAAACAGAACGCAGUAAUGUUGUCAUAAAUGAAACGGCGAAGUCCCCGCAGCCUCCAAUGUUGCUCAUUGCUCACAAACUCCGGAUGCCUUCUCAGGCAGGAGGCAGGUCAGAUAAAUUUUGAUUCCAAGCCCAGAUUCGCCGAUUAGGAAGGCCUCUGUGACGUCACGUACGAAUGGGGCUGUCAGAUCACACGCCCACGUUUGACUGCAAUGGGAUCCGCGUUUCUUUGGGUUGUCACAUUUUAAAGGUUUUUUUAAGAAAGCAAAACUAUCGAAAAUAUUUAAGUACUAAAUUUGUUUAAAAAUUCGAAAUAAUGAUGGAAGUUGCGAGUGAGAACUUGCACGUUUACUUUUAAUUGGCUUUCUGACUUAAUAAUAAAACGAAAAUUAUGCGGAUAAUACCGCUUUUCGACACUUGUUGCUGUAUGUUUUCACUGAAAACUGGUACAAUUCUGAUAGGUAUCACUCAGGCUGUAAGUAUUGAAGAAAUACUAAUGGAAGUUAAUUGCAUUCUUCCAUAAUUCCUUGCUGAAAAAACAUAAAUGUAGAGGUAGACAUAUACUUAACAGAAUCUUCAAUUGGGAGGUGCUUGUUACAAAUUAUCAGGUUAUCAAUUUGAUUUAUUGAUACAUUACAGGUUGUUAUGCUGAUACGCAUGAUAUAUCACAUCAAUUAUCCUGAAAAAAUGAAGAAAAGUCAAGUAUAUACUACAUGUGCUGUGUACACUGUAAUAGCGAUCCUCGACAUUCUACUUAUCUUUGGUGCUAAGAAUGUAAGUAAUUGACCCUGUAGUCUCUGUGUAUUAGCAGCAAUGUAAAUAUUAAUGAAAUACUGUAGAUUAUAAUGUAUUCCUAUAUAGUUAUAUUGUGUCAUGUGCCUGUGUGUUUCCUAGUAAUUGGUGUCAAGCUUGAUGUUCAUCUUUGAUGGUAUUUUGUUUAUCCUGACAGUAUUUUUACAGACCUGUCUUUAUAUCCAAAGCUUGGCAAGAACUGUGGCAUGCUAGUAGUUCAUUAUUUAUUCCUUAUUAUACUAUAUAAAUAAAAUCUUUCAGUGCA